GUCAGUUGCGACGGAGAGGUUUACGAUGAAUUUGAGUAACAUUUUCAUUAUUUUGGGAUAAUACAAUUAAUCUGGGGAACAAUUCAGUGAAUUAGUGUGAUAAAAAUUUAUACAUAUUGCUAAAAUGCCAUCAAAACAGAGAAAAAUUGCCAUGAUGGGUUAUAGAUCCGUAGGGAAAUCAUCUCUAAUCAUACAGUUCGUUGAAGGUCAAUUUGUGGAUUCUUACGACCCAACUAUAGAAAACACAUUUACAAAAUUCAUCCGGUUAAAUUCAACUGAAUAUGAGGUGAAGCUGGUGGACACUGCAGGCCAGGAUGAAUACAGCAUAUUUCCCCUACAGUACAGCAUGGACUUUCAUGGCUAUGUCCUAGUAUAUUCUAUCACUUCAAGCAAAAGUUUUCAAAUAGUACAAAUCAUUUAUGAUAAGCUUCUGGAUAUGGUUGGAAAAAUACAUGUACCCAUAGUUUUAGUUGGAAACAAAACAGAUCUUCAUCUAGAAAGGAAAAUCAGUACAGAAGAAGGGAAAAGACUGGCUGAAAAAUGGAAAGCUGCUUUUGUGGAAACCAGUGCAAAACGAAAUGAGUCAGUCACGGAUAUGUUUCACGCAAUAUUGUCAGAGAUAGAGAGAUCUGAUGGACAUAUACAAGCAAAAAACGGAUGUGUUAUCUCGUAAAAGAGCAUAGGUUAUGAACAAUGUGCUUUUUACUUAAGCAAAAGUGAAUUAGAUCUAAUGAUUGUGUGCAUAGCUAUGAUGAUAUCAUAAAUAAGUGCUUCUCCAUUGGCGAAUGUGAUUAAGAAUGUAAUGCAUUUUUUUCUAAUGAAAUGUGAUGUCAGGCACAAAAGCUACUGUCAUACCUAUACAUACAUUGUAAAAGUUGGAAUGGCAUAAUUCAAAUAUCAUUCAGUAGGUCACAUUUGCCAAUGUAUGUAUAGUCUGACCAAAAUCAUAAGGCCUGGGGAUUAAAGUCAAUAUCCAAUUAAAUCUCCAAAACUUUCUUCCCUUUUCUAUAGGAUGUUGAUUGUCAUUUACUACAAAAAUGUAAGACCUUGGUCAGGCUAUAAUGCAUCUUCUGAGAAGCAUUUUAUUUAAUAUAAACUGUCAAAUAUUUUUAUUAUUGCUAAAUAAGCCACGGCCAGUUCCAACUAAAUUUAGAAAUAUACAACAUAAUUUCUAGCUUCAAAGUGAUUUCCACAAAACUAUUUACUAAGUCUGUGUUGUCAUAUUUAUAAUGUAAAAUGGUGCAAAUAAGAUAGUUGUAUGCUGAUUUGGGAGAUUUAUAUGAGAUAUAGCAUCGCAAAGGUGGGGUAUAAAAUUUACUCCAUACCUAUAUUAUGUGGCCUAAAGAGAUUUUUCAUGUGUGUGAUUGGUCUAAUCCAAAAGUAUAAGAAAUAAUAGACAAUCCUAAAAAAGAAGAAGGGUAAGGGACGUUUUUUGACAAAAACUAAAAUUGCAUUAUUAGAACUUGAAAAAUAAUAAUCCUAACCAGUAAUUGAAUCCUUAGAAAUGGAUUCUUAUAUCUAAUGAGUAAUGAUUAAUGUAAUUACGCAGGUUGUUGUAUUAUCUUUUUACAUAAUCAAGGAGCUCAAGUCAGGUAGGGUCAUUUAUUUUUCAAAAUAUAAUGAUGCAGAUUUCUUUUUUAAAUUCGCAGAAUCGCCCAGUUAUUUAACUGUUCGCUGUCUUUUUGGAUUUGGCCAACACUCACACUUAAAAAAUACUUUGAUGAUUUAAUUUCAGACAAAGCAUUUCAAAUAUUUAUGUAAUAAUAGCUAAUCGUACUUUCUUAUAUGCCACUGGACCACUUGCUUUGUUGUCUUGCAUUGGAGAAAUCAUUACAUACAUACAGUACAACAAGUUGCAAUAACUUUCAGUUGGAAUUAUUUUUGUACAUCUACCGAUUAAUUACAUGAUGUAAAUGUAUAUUUUUAUAACAAGUCCAAUUCGUUUGUAAUAAUGUAUAUUUAUUAGCUUUUAGUAAUCAAUAAUAACGUAGCCAUUAUAUUUUUAGUUUUGGAAAUUACAUAACCAAGAUCAUUAAUUUAUAGGUUGGGGAAAAUAUUUCUAAGCUACACAGUAGGAUUCUCAGGCAAGAAAAGAACUUGGGUUUAUUUGUAAAAUGUGUAAAUAGUAUAUUUUAUGUGUGUACAUAUUUAAAAACAGGAUAUGUAGGUGUAAUUCUUAGAUUUUGCAUUUAGUGUUGGUUAUGUAAUAGUUUUUUUUUACGAUAGUGUUCAAGGGAAUUUCAAUUCUGUUUGGAUAUCUAAACUCGGCUGCACGUAAGCUGCGAUGCAGAAUAUAGACAACAUUGAAGAGCAGAUAAUCCUAGUUAUGUUCAAGAAAAUGUACUCUUGAAUGCCUAAGACGUAAGGUGCAUAGUACAUCGACUCGAGGUGUAAUAUGAAUUACUGCGCGCAGUUUGUCGACUUGACUUGAAACAUGCACUGUAUGCAUUCGGACCAUAUUUGCUGGAUUACCUAUCUGCUCUUCACUGAACGUCCACCUGCUUCUCUUCUUACGCUCAACCUUAUUGUUGUAUUCAAAGAUAAAAUGUUAAGCUAUAUGCCAAAUAAGCUAUUUUACCUAUAAUAUCACUGAAACAUGCGCGAACACAAUGAAUUUAUAUACUGCCAAUAAAAUAAAAUAUGUAAUUGAAAAACGAAAAGCAGAUGUAGUGAUACGAUACAGAACUGCACCAAUGAAAUAGAAGUUUCGAAGGUUAGUAAAAUACAUAUAGGUCGGGAUUUUCAAACGCGUCCGUAUUUUCGCAUGUAUCUUUUCCUUUCACUCAUAGCAAGGUUCUGGUAUGAGCGACAGGGAUAGAUACAAAUGGUGUAGGGGAGAGGGUGGCGCCCAACUGGUAGUCAUACUUAUUAUGCUUUAGAUUCAAAAUUGUUUCAGUUUUAACUGAUUGAUGUUUUGAAUUAGUUACUAUAGAUUUUUAUGUUAUUUAUAAAACCUUUAUGACGUAAAUUCGUAUGAAUAUUUACUUAAAGAUGAUAUUCGUUACAAAUGUUCAAACAAAAGAUAGUGUUGGUUCUUUCUUACAAAGUGUUCUCGUACUUAGUAUUUAGUCGCGAAUAUACAUAACAUUUUUUUUAUUUAGGUACUUGUAUUUGGCAUUGCCAUUAAACGACUAACCAAAACAAUGUACACCACCUACACCUAUUAUAAAAUAUGUAGGUUGGUAUUUUUGUAAGUAUUCGCUUUGGUGUGUGGAUGAUAAGUUUGAUAGCAAUAAAAUGUACAAUAUUUGUUUAAAUAAUACAAUACACCCGCAGCUCCGCAAAUUUAGUUUCUGUGACUAGCAGAGAGGAUUAACCAUAAAACCGCAUUACCUCUAAAAUACCUACUUUCUUUUAAAAAGAACCUCGAUAUUUUCUCGGACAUAAAUACCUAUUACACCUACCUAAUUUUUAGACGAAUAACGCACAUUAUAGGAAUAUUGAUGCUACAUUUUAUGUAAUUUAUUUUAUUUUUGUAACAAUCCAAAAUACUAUGUAAGCACGUAUGUAAGUGACUGCACUUGGUCGUGGUUAAAAUUAUUUUACUGUAGGUAUUAAUUAAUUAUAAACCGUUCCAUGCAACAAAGUUUUCUCCAUCAAUCCAGCACACGUGGUUCUGCAGUCAAAUUAUUGUACGCUUACGAAUAAUUUAUGCCAUUGAUAGUCUUUAUUAGUAUUUUUAGUAAGGUUGAUAACCUCCUAAAACUUUUAAUUGAAAUAAAAAGACUCGUCUUUUAUAUUUUUUCCAUUUAUAGUCGUUACCUAGGUAACGGUCAUACAACUUUAUUCGGCGGUGUCGCAAGUUGUUGUGUUUGCGAUAGAAUAUCCGAUACAAGCCAACUACACUCGACAUCAAAUAAAUCGCACCUCAGUAACAUUUGUGACAGUUCUAAUAACGAAAUCGCAUAACGGACCCGGACCGAAGUAACUAGGAUGGAUUUUGUAAUUCCACCUGAAGGGACUGUUGAUAGAAAUUUUACUUGAAGAAAACAUUUCUUUAUUUUUAUUAAAAAGAAAGAUAACUGCAUUCUAGGAUUUUUAUAAUUGACCCUAACUAUCGAUGCAAUAAAAGUCAGGAUGUAAUUUUAACAGAUUUUAGUCGGUUUGAUUCCCGUGUGUGAAGAACGAAUUUUUGGAAAUCUUUGAAUGCAGUUCUUUCUUUUCAAUCAUAAAGAAAUGUUUUCUUUGACUAAAAUUUUCUAUCUACAGUAUCAAGAGUAUUUUUCCUGCAGAUGACAUCACAAAAUUCCAUCCUGAUUAUUUAAAAAUGGUAGUUUUCAAUCAUGUUAUUAUUUUAAAUUUACUGACCUUUUGUAUGAUAUCUAUGAUAUGCGUAUUUCACGUGAGUCAUUGCGGUUUACUCAAUCACGUGCAGUCGAACCUUUGAACUCGAUAAUAUGGGAAUGAUUUACACUUGUUGGGUAAAUAAUAAUAUAUUUGUAGUGUGAUUCGUUAUUAUUACUUGCCCAAAUAGAGUAUUGAUUUUUACAUGAAAAUAUGAGUUUGCGUUGGAUUCUAAUGUAAAUAAUUGUGAAUUUUAUAUCUUCUUACUCUAUCCCUUUACUGUAUUUUAUUUCAUUUCUGGUGUUAUGUGCAACUAGGUAAAUAUUGUAAACCUUAUAAACGUAUGGACUCCAUUACUUUUUUUGUAAAUAGUUUCUAUUAUAACACACCCUGUUCUAAGGCGCACUACUUUCCUCAUGGACUUUUAGGUAAAACUUUCGCUAAAAGCUAGUCCUCUCCUUACCGUUUUAUCCGACUAUUUUUUAUCUUUUUUUUAUUUAUGAACUGGGUAAAAUAUAUAUUUUCAUUAUUUGUACAGUAACGUGGUAUAACUAAUAUGCACUUGUCACGCGUUCGUUCAAGCAAAUUACAUAACAAUUAAUUAUGUAAUAUUCUGUAAAAUUUGUAGAUUUUUUAAACAAAAUGCGUGUAUACAAUUGUUGACUAGAAUGGUCGAUGACUCAUCAAGGUAAAAUUACUGUGGGCAUCUUAAGUAAUGGUAAUAGGUGUGAUACUGGCACAAAAAAAGUAAGUAUAGUGUGAUGUGCUGUAAACUGACAAAAAAAUCAUUACAAAAUUGCUGUUUCAUUGUGUAUUUUGGAUGUUUUAUUUUUUAUGCCUCUUACCAGAACUUGUAUGUCUUGCACAGGAAUGUGCAUUUAAAAAUAAUGCUAUGCCAAGUCGGGUUUUUUCUGGAGUUUUGUAAUACACGAGUACAAAACUUUUCACCGUGUUUUAUUUUAUAAUAGCUUACACUUUUUCUUUAAAAUAAUUUAUUUGCUUGUAAACGUGGUCAGUAACAAUGGGUAAAUAGGUAAUAGGUAGGUCUUAUUAAUUAUAUCAGUACCUCAGCUUCCACGCAGACCACAGAUUUUUAGUCGACCGAUAGUUGGGUCUGGCUGUUAUUCAUCAGUAUGAAGGAAGAUGUAUGGAAGUGCGCACACCACACCGAUUUGGUAUCGGCCGAUUCCUCAUACAAAUUGGAAGCAGACUCAACUAUCGGCCGAUUAAAAGUAACAUAGGUAGUGUACCGAAUUUACAAUCUCAAAUUAAAACCCCGGCUCUGCAACCGCUUUUAGGUUCAUUUAUAGCUCGAUCAAAGUAAGUAAUUAUUAAUUAUGUUAAGUUGUGUACCUACUUUAUUUGUAAAUAUUAAAUUAAAAUAUAGCUUCUGAUAUAUAA
This is a messenger RNA of Ostrinia nubilalis (European corn borer), 5685 nucleotides long. RefSeq names its product GTP-binding protein Rheb homolog (gene Rheb). Gene Ontology annotation, molecular function: GTPase activity; GDP binding; GTP binding. The transcript has 5 exons. Gene Ontology annotation, biological process: small GTPase-mediated signal transduction. NCBI's taxonomy places the organism in Eukaryota, Metazoa, Arthropoda, Insecta, Lepidoptera, Crambidae. Gene Ontology annotation, cellular component: plasma membrane. Bases 125 to 673 code for a protein of 182 amino acids. The record is from RefSeq and is a predicted model, not a curated record.